Malus domestica (apple) is the source of this 8641-nucleotide messenger RNA. RefSeq lists its product as uncharacterized. NCBI's taxonomy places the organism in Eukaryota, Viridiplantae, Streptophyta, Magnoliopsida, Rosales, Rosaceae. Gene Ontology annotation, cellular component: 90S preribosome; small-subunit processome; nucleolus. The record is from RefSeq and is a predicted model, not a curated record.
UCGGGUUGUUAAACCCCAUUCCAAAAGUCGAAGGUCUGAUUCUCCAGCAGCGCUGCUGAACUACAAGAAGAAGAGAGGCGAGCAGCCUCCCCGAACCAAAAGCCUCCCCCUUCUUCUCCACCCGCUUUCUCAGUCCACCAUGGCCACUCUCUCCCAAGCUCAGGCCGUCAAGUCCCUCAACAAAUCCCCCGGACGCCGCCGUUUCGUAUUCAAGAAUUUCUCUGAGAGACUUGAUGAUGUCGAAAUCGAUGUUUUCCGAAGCCUCGAUAAAAUUAAGUCGGAGCCGCAUGAGGGCUCUACUUUUUUCCGAGACUGCCUCGUCGAAUGGAGGGAACUGAACACGGCUGAGGAUUUCAUCUCUUUCUAUGAGCAAAUGACGCCGUUGGUCCAAACGUUGCCUUUGAUUCUGUUGCACAAGGAAACCAUAAUCUCAGAACUCGUUUCGAGAUUACAGAUGGAUGCAAGGCUGUCGCUUGAGCCCAUUCUCACGUUAAUCGCCGCUCUGUCGAGAGAUAUCCUGGAGGACUUUAUCCCUUUCUUGCCGAGGAUUGCUGAUUCUCUAGUGUCUCUUCUAGAAAGUGGUGCAGAUAGGGAGCCAGAGAUCAUUGAGCAGAUCUUUACAUCUUGGUCAUCUAUUAUGAUGUACUUGCAAAAAUAUCUUGUACAAAAGAUUAAGCAUAUACUAAAGGUUACUGUAAAAUUGAGGUACUAUCCAAAAUAUCACAUCCAAAAAUUUAUGGCAGAAGCGGUCUCAUUCUUGCUGAGAAAUGCACCUUUUGAACAACUUAAAGAAGGUGUCAGAAAGAUCAUGUUUGAAGUUGUGAAGAAAUCAACUGAUACCAGAAAAGAGGGAGUCAGUAAAUUACUGUAUUUUGUCAUGAGAGGAACCUCAUCAAGGUUCCAUUCUAGAGCUGAGAGAAUGUUGCAUUUCCUGAUGGACGACUUGAUACUUUGCAUUGGUGAACAAUUCAACGAAGGUUCAGAGACUGUUCUUGAAGUCUUAAAGUCUGCGUUAGAAAGUUUAUGUGUGGAUUUGGACUCCAAGGAAUUGAACUUAAUGUUCAAUUGCUUAUAUCGGGAAAUAACUGACUGUGUGAUUAAUGGAGGUGUUGAACGCUUAAGCCGCCUGUUGUCGUUGCUUGUUUCUACUGUGCAAGUUAAGAAUGGCCAAAGGGUUUCUGAUUACCAACAUAUGAUUGAAAUUGUGGGGUUGGUCAUGCCUAAGGGCAUUACAAUGGCAGAGGAGUCUUCAUCUGAUGUUGUUGAUAAGCUUUUAGAGUUAAUGCUCUGUAUUCUUAGGGGACUACACAAUUUAAGUGAUAUGUCAACCAUCUCUAGCUGUUCAUUGCAGUGGGCUCCUGUAUUUGAUCUAAAGAACCCAAGCUUGUUGGGUUUUGUUCGAGAAUUAUUAAAAGAGGAUGUUUGCAUAGUAAAUAUCUUCAGAGCUUACAUUUUAAGGGCGAUGAAUGAUUUAAUAGAAACUUCCCAGGAAGAUGUUAUUUAUUUGUUACUCACCUUCUGUGAAAAACAGCAAACGGAAAUCCAAAGCUUGACCUUCUUAGAUGAAACACCUGAAAGAGUUUCAAGGAUUCAAGAUUUUCUGCGUGGGACUAUCAACAACUGGGUUGGGGUUUUAAAGGGUAUUGGAAAUGGGGACUCAUCAUCCACAAUAAUUCUUGAAGUUGACUUGGCUCUGCUGUGGGGAACCAUCAACUGCUUUCCCCAAGUAGUAGAAUCUGAAAAUGAUUUAUCCUUGUUAAAGGAUUUAAUAGAUGCAUAUGAUCAAAUUCUGAUGAUUGAAGCUGACAAUGUUGCAGGUUUUCCUAAGCACACUUGGGAGAGCCUAAUUGGUGCUACCCUGAAUUCCUAUUAUAAAAUGAUACGUGGUAAAAAAUCUGAGCUUGACGAAACAAGCAGAUUUUUGCAUCUUGGAAAAAGACACAAAUCAUGUGCGCAAGUGUUGGUUGCUGUUGCUGAUUUUUUGGAUUCAGUGUACGGGUCUAUGAUGGAAGGAGACACCGAGUCUAGAACAUAUCAUCCAGAAUUAAAAGCAGAUAUGGCUGUAGAGGCUUUAGACAUAUUUGCUGAUAAUUUAUGCCAGUCAGACAGAGAGAUUCGCGCUUCAACUCUUCGAAUAUUGUGCCACUUUGAAACUCUAAAUUGCAAUACUUUCACAGAGGAUUACCCAGUUGCAAAGAAAAUGAGAACCGAAGUUUUUCCAACUUGUCAUGUGGAUAAACAAGGCUUAAAUGUUCUUGCGCUCCUUCUCUCCAUUGAGUCAACUCCUCUUUCAAUUUCUACCAGCAGGAAAGUUACUCUUUUGAUUUCUAGAAUACAGAUGGCCCUCUCUGCUGGUAGAAUAGCUGAAGCUUAUCUGCCCCUUGUUUUGAAUGGGAUGAUUGGUAUCUUCCAUAACCGGUUUAGUUACCUUUGGAAUCCUGCAUCAGAGUGCCUUGCAGUUCUGAUUAGCCAAAACAUUGGACUUGUGUGGGAAAAUUUUGUUAGUUAUUUUGAACAAUGCCAAUCGAGAUUUCAAGCAUCCUUUGAUCAAAUUGACAAAGUAAAUUCUAAGACGACCAACAAGUCAAUUGGCCUGCUCGGACACUUUGAUUCAUGUGUUAAGUCCACGUCUACUAGUACACCUUCUGCGGCCGUGUUAUCUUCAUUGCUCCAGUCUUUACAAAGAAUUCCGACCCUAAUUGAAUCUAAGUCUCGCCAGAUUUUACCUUUGUUUUUGAAGUUUAUGGGCUACAGUUGCGAAGACUUUAGAAGCUGCAACAUCGGGUCUUUCAAUCCAAGUGUUUGUAGAGGCAAAGAGUGGAAAGGUGUCCUUAAAGAAUGGUUAAACCUGCUGAAACUGAUGCACAACCUUAAGUCCUUCUAUCAAAAUCAGUUCCUUAAAGAGGUUUUACAAAUUAGACUUUUAGAUGAAAAUGAUGAUGAAAUACAAACAAAGGUUCUUGAUUGUCUGUUCAUAUGGAAAGAUGAUUUCCUGCUUCCAUACUGUCAACAAUUGAAAAACCUAGCCAGCUUUCAUAAUUUGAGAGAGGAAUUAACAACGUGGAGUUUAUCCAGAGAGUCUAAUCUAAUUGAGGAACAUCACAGAGCUUACCUUGUGCCUAUAGUUAUCCGUCUUCUGAUGCCCAAAGUCCGCAAGUUGAAGAAACAUGCUAAUCAGAAGCAUUCUGGAGUAAAUCAUCGGAAGUCAGUUCUUGGUUUCAUAUCUCAAGUUGAUGUUGAAGAACUUCCUCUUUUCUUUGUAUUGUUGGUAAAGCCUUUGCAAAUUGUUCCAAUGGGAAGUGAUGGUGCUGCAAACUGGUUUUGGACUUUGCCAAAUGUUUCUCUGGCCGAAUUUCAAGCAUCGCAUUUCCUAAAAUAUUUCACUGUUAGCAGUAUAUCAGCCCUGUCUUGGAAGAAAAGAUCUGGUUUUCUGCAUGUGAUCGAAGAUAUCCUUGGAGUUUUUGAUAUAUUGCGUGUUGGUCCCUUUCUUGAUUUUCUUAUGGGAUGCGUCGCCCGGUUAUUAGAAAGCUGCAGUUUAAGUAUUGAGGUGGCAAAGACCAAAGAGGCGGGGAAGGCCAAGGGAUCUUCAUUGGAAAAUAAUCUGGAUGUGAACCGUACUUUGCUUGGAAAAGAUAGUGCAGUGGAGACUAAUGUUUCGAUCUCCCCAGCUUUGGGGCAGCUUAGGGAUCUCAGGUCUUUAUGCCUUAAAAUUGUCUCCUUCGUUCUCAACAAGUAUGAAGAUCAUGAUUUUAGUAGUGAGUUCUGGGACCUAUUCUUUGUGUCAGUCAAGCCUUUAAUUGAUCGUUUCAAGCAGGAAGGAUCUAGCGGCCAGAAACCUAGUUCGCUCUUCUCUUGUUUUCUUGCGCUGUCUAGAAGCCAAAAACUUGUACCACUACUUUGCAGGGAACAAAAACUUGUUCCUGAUAUACUCUCAAUUCUAACGGUCACAUCAACAUCCGAAGCUAUUGUAUCUUGUGUUCUCAAGUUUGUUGAUAACCUGUUGACUCUUGAUCACGAGUGGGGUGAUGAAGAUAGUGCUGUGAAAAGAGUUAUACUCCCAAACCUUGAAGCACUCAUCGAUAGCCUGCAUUGUCUUUUUCAGAGUAAUAAUGCUGCCAAGAGGAAAUUAUAUAAACACCCAGGAGAGACAGAGAAAAGAAUUUUUCAGUUCUUACCUAAGUAUAUAGAACAUGCUUUGCCAGCCAGGAAAUUUUUGGAUAUCUUGCUUCCAGUUUUAGCGAAUGGAGCUCAGAAUUCAGAUUUCUGUUUUGAAGCAGUGCAAGUAAUUCGUGAUAUGGUUCCAAUACUGGGGAAUGAGAUUACAAAUAAAAUUCUUAAUGCAGUAUCUCCACUACUUACUUCUACUGAUCUAGAUAAACGUGUUUUUAUUUGUGAUCUUCUUGAGGCUGUUGCUAGAGCAGACCCUUCUGUUCAAUUUGUGGCAAAACUGUUACAGGACUUGAAUGCAACAUCUGUUACUGAACUGGGUAGCCUUGAUUAUGACAAAGUUGUCAAUGCUUAUGAAAAGAUCAGUGUUGAUAUCUUCUAUACAGUCCGAGAGGAUCAUGCAUUAGUCAUUUUGUCUCAUUGUGUCUAUGACAUGUCAUCUGAAGAAUUAAUCUUGAGGCACAGUGCAUACAAUUCAUUGCGCUCAUUUGUUGAAUUUGCUGCCCUAAUUCUUGGCCAAGUAGACCACUGUGAAAUGCCUGACAAGAUGUCGGCAUCUGAUGAUCAUUGUUGGACCAGAGCGUGCAUUCAGAGAAUAACAAACAAGUUUCUUUUGAAGCAUAUGGGCAAUGCUUUGAAGAGAGGAACUUCUGUCAGAAAGGAAUGGGUUGAUUUACUAAGACAAAUGGUGAAAAAUCUACCAGAAGUGGCAAAUCUGGGUUCAUUGAAGGAUCUUUGUGAUGAUGAUGCUGAAAUAGAUUUUUUCAACAAUAUCGUUCACCUACAGAAACAUAGGAGAGCAAGGGCAUUGACACGCUUUAGGAAUGUUAUCAGUGCCAGCUAUAUGCCAGAGGGCAUCACAAAGAAAGUGUUUGUACCCCUCUUUUUCAAUAUGUUGUUGGAGGAGCAUGAAGGAAAAGGGGAACAUGUCAAAAAUAUGUGCAUAGAGGCCCUUGCUUCGAUUUCGAGUCACAUGGAAUGGAAUUCAUACUACUCGUUGUUGAUGAGAUGCUUUAAUGAGAUGAACAAGAAUCCUAAUAAACAAAAGCUCCUUCUGCGGCUAAUCUGUUCCAUCUUGGACAAGUUUCACUUUUCAGAUGCCAAAGACUCCUUGGACAAUGAUUCCAACACAGGGACCACUGAUACUGGCUCUACAAUCUUGCGUAAGUGUAGCAAUUCUGUUUCGAUAAAUGAAAUACAGACUUGCCUUCAAAAAGUCGUGCUGCCUAAGAUACAAAAGUUACUGAGUGAUUCUGAAAAGGUCAAUGCUAACAUCAGUCUUGCUGCACUAAGAGUAUUAAGGUUGCUUCCUGGAGAUGUAAUGGACUCACAGCUGCCUAGCAUUGUUCAUCGAGUUUCAAAUUUUUUGAAGAAUCGAUUGGAAAGCAUCCGUGAUGAAGCUAGGUCCGCUUUGGCUGCUUGUUUGAAGGAGUUGGGGCUGGAAUACUUGCAUUUUAUAGUCAAGGUUUUGCGAGCUACCUUGAAACGGGGAUAUGAGUUACAUGUGCUCGGUUACACACUAAACUUUAUUUUGUCAAAGUUUCUUGUUACUCCAAUUAGUGGAAAAUUGGACUAUUGUUUGGAAGAUCUCCUUUAUAUUGUACAGAAUGAUGUUCUUGGAGAUGUUGCUGAGGAAAAAGAUGUUGAAAAGAUUGCUUCCAAGAUGAAAGAAACUAAGAAACAGAAGUCUUUUGAAACCCUGAAAUUGAUUUCUCAAAGCAUAACAUUCAAAAGCCACGCGUUGAAGCUUCUGUCACCUGUUACAGCUCAAUUCGAGAAACAUUUGACACCAAAAACCAAGACAAAAUUGGAAAGUAUGUUAACUCACAUAGGUGCUGGUAUUGAAUGCAAUCCAACUGUUGACCAGACAGACCUAUUUAUAUUCAUACAUGGCCUGAUUGAAGAUGGAAUAAAAGAAGAAAAUGGUCAGAGUGAGAAUUUGUUUAUUACAUGGGUAAAUGGACGUCGGCGAAAUGUUAUGACUGGAAAAGAUAUUUCCUCGGGGGGUGUCUCAGGUGGUAAAUCAGUAUGUUCUCAUCUUAUUUCAGUUUUUGCUCUUGGGAUAUUGCUGAAACGCAUAAAGAAUGUGAAAUUGGGAAAAGCUGAUGUACAAAUGUUGUCGAUGUUGGAUCCUUUUGUCUUACUGUUAGGGAAGUGCUUGAAAUCCAAGUAUGAAGAUGUCGUAUCUGCAUCACUUAGAUGCCUCACUCGACUGGUCAGGUUGCCUUUACCUGCCAUCGAAUCUCAGGCAGAUAGUAUUAAAGCCGCGCUGUUUGGUAUUGCUGGAAGUACGGGUAAUACUGGAAGUUCUCAAAUGGAGUCAUGCCUGAGGUUGUUAACAGAACUUCUGCGCGGCACCAUCACUCUUUCCUCCGACCAGCUACAUCUGCUAAUUCAGCUUCCAUUGUUUGUUGAUCUCGAGAGGAAUCCCUCCUUUGUUGCUCUUUCACUUCUAAAGGCAAUUGUUAACCGCAGGCUAGUUGUUCCUGAGAUAUAUGAUCUUGUAACAAGAGUUGCAAAUUUGAUGGUAACAAGUCAAGUAGAACCAAUUCGUCACAAGUGUAGCAAGAUUUUAUUGCAAUUCUUACUUGAAUAUCGUCUCUCCACAAAACGUUUGCAACAACAUUUGGAUUUUCUGCUGUCAAAUCUGAGGUAUGAGCAUUCAAGUGGAAGGAAAACUGUGCUUGAGAUGCUCCACACAAUUAUUGUUAAAUUUCCACAAAACGUUGUAGAUGAGCAGUCACAGACCUUUUUUGUCCAUUUGGUGAUUUGCUUGGCUAAUGAUCAAGAUAAUGAAGUUCGUUCCUUGGCUGGAGUUGCUAUAAAAUGUCUCAUUGGCUAUAUAAGCUCACAUUCAUUUCGUUCCAUUCUUGAGUACAGCCUAUCUUGGUAUUUGGGUGGGAAGCAGCAACUAUGGAGCGCUGCAGCACAGGUUUUGGGACUUCUGGUUGAAGUCAUGGAUAAAGAAUUUCAGAAGCAUGUCAAUAAAUUAUUGCCAGUUGAAGACGUGGAGAAAGAAUUUCUUAAGCAUAUCAACAGAAUAUUGCCAGCGACUAAGAGUAUCUUACUGUCUGCCAUUGAUACAGUCACUGAUGAGCAACUAGACUUUUCUAAUGAAACUAGCAUUCCUUUGUGGAAGGAGGCAUAUUAUUCGUUAGUUAUGCUGGAGAAAAUGCUGCAUCAGUUUCAUAGUUUAUGCUUUGAUAGGGAUCUUGAGGAUAUAUGGGCAGCAAUUUGUGAAUUACUUCUGCAUCCACACAUGUGGUUACGCUGCAUUUCCAGUCGCCUUGUAGCUUUGUACUUUGAUGCUGCCAAAGCCGCCUCUAAAGACGAUGGAAAACCAUUUGGAAUUUACUAUCUUAUUAGACCAAGUAGACUUUUCAUGAUAGCUGCAUCUCUCUGCUGCCAAAUGAAGACACAGCUCAAUGAUGAUGCUGCCAGCAAUCUGAUUACUGAAAAUCUUGCGUUCAGUGUUUGUCAUGUGCAUUCAUUGAUUGGACAAACAGAGUGUGCUGAUCCACAUCAAUUCUGGUCCAACCUUGAACAGCAUGAGCAAGCCCAUUUUCUUCGAGCUUUUGAGUUGCUCGAUGCUAGAAAAGGAAGGAGCAUGUUUUUAUCCCUUACCUCUGGUAUAUGCGACCCAAAUGAUGAAAGCGCCUCUAAGAAUAUCCGAUACUUGCUCGUCUCUAACCUGCUCAAAAAAAUGGGCAAGACUGCCCUUCAAAUGGAGGCAAUUCAGAUGAAAAUUGUCUUUGAUAGUUUUCAAAAAGUUUCUUCCUAUUUAAGUGAGGAAGACUGCCGGCUUUAUGCCUAUGAAAUCCUGCUGCCGUUGUAUAAAGUUGGCGAAGGAUUUUCUGGGAGAGUGAUUCAUGAAAAUACGAAGCAGUUAGCACAAGAAGUUACAGACAGCAUACGAAAGAAACUAGGCACCCAAAAGUUUGUACUAGUUUACGGUGACAUCAGGAAGAAUCUCAAGGCGAAAAGGGAUAAGAGGAAAAACGAAGAAAAGCGCAUGGCUGUCGUUGAUCCCAUGCGGAAUGCUAAGAGGAAACUGAGGAUAGCAGAGAAGCAUCGUGCCAACAAGAAAAGGAAAAUAAUGUCGAUGAAAAUGGGGAGGUGGACACAUUCGAAGCCGAAGUAAAUGUUGCAAAAAACCGAUGCACUUCUUGGACGAGCACGUAGGCGGCCCUAACUCCGGCCCUAACUCCGGUGACUCUGUCGGCUUCGGUGGUUAGGCGGUUGGUUACGGUAUUAACAGUUUUGCUUAAGGUAGAUUUCAUGAGAAAUGUUGAGAGGCUUGGUGGCACUUAUUUUUGUUUCCUUUUUCCCUCGUUAUUUUUUGUCAAGUCCGAACUUGAUGUAAAUAACAUUUUAAGGUGAGGAGACACGAUGAACUGGCAGUAUUUAUACUUCUGAGUCUUUACUUUUUAUUACAAAUAAUCCCUGAAAGUGCCGUCACCAAAAUUUGGUGCCA